AUGAAUGAGGAGAUUGCACGUAUCGCGGGGUCGAGGCGGACGCGGGAAGAGAUUGCGGGGAGGCGCUCUGGCUUGGUCGCGGGGCGAUUUCGCCAAAGCCCCGCGGUCAUCGCGAUCGUCUCCGUCGAAGUCAUUCGUCGAAGGUCGGCCGUGAUGCAACAGACUCCCCUCCCAACCGCCUUAUCGGCAGCAAUGAUCUCCCCGUUCCAGUACUUCUGGGCCGGCUGCGACCCCGCCUGCAGCCCCUCCUUCCCCUGCCAGCUCUGCCUGGACUUCUUCAAACGCCAGGAAGAGAAGGAGUUCAUGAAGACCUACUUGUACCUAUCCCCGUACAAGAGCGUGAGGAGCCGAUUGACCCACCUUAUGGGGAGCGACAUCGCCCGGAUCAACGACCGCUCCUACAUGUCCGAGCUGGAGAACCGUCUCUGCCAGUGGCACCGGGAAGACAUCAACAGGCGGCUGGAGGAACGGGCGGCGGAGGAGCGGCUAAGGAUCCUUCAACUCGGUCUUCCCACCGCGAAAGAGCAGUACAGCUCCAGUUCUCCGUGGACUUCCAGAUCGCGGGAUCUGGAUUCCCUCUAUCAUCUUGGAGACAAGCUUCUAUACCCCAAGGUGGAGUUUGAGAGGGAAGCGAAACCAGAAGAACCGAUGAGGUUGAAGAUCCUUGAAAAUGCCAUUUUCGAGCACAUUCUGAGUGAGGAGGAAGAAGAGGAUGAAGAGGUUUUUGACCAGUAUGCAUUGUGACAGCAUUCUAGGAACUUCUUGGAAUUCAACAUAUGAACACAAUUCAUUCCUGUCACCUCUGUGGCCUUUACCCGAUGAUCAAGUAUAUCAAUGCAUCCCUUCCCUUGGUAGAUGUGGGUGCCACAAACAUGGCUCAAGUGUUCACUUGUUUCUAUAGAAGUGAUAAAUGUACUUGGAACAAUAUGUCUCUAAUUUGACAGCAACACCGCAUCUUCUACAG
Messenger RNA from Darwinula stevensoni, 964 nucleotides. The record is from the annotation of a GenBank genome assembly. Lineage: Eukaryota; Metazoa; Arthropoda; Ostracoda; Podocopida; Darwinulidae.